AUGGCUACAGUGUCAAUACAAGUGCCUAGUCUUGACUGGGGGUCGCCAAACAUCGCCAAAUCGUUCAACCUAUUUCGACAAUGCAUGGAGCUUUACUUCACCGUCAAGGCAACAAAACACGAAGAUAAGGUGCCGCUAAUUCUCCUCGCAGCCGGCGAAGAAGGCCUACGCCGAUACAACAGUUGGUCGAUGACAGACGACGACCGCAAGGACCCACAAAAAAUAUUCUCUGCCUUCAUGGAGCAGCUCGAACCGGCAACCAACCACCGCGUUUGUAGACUCGAACUCAGCAAAUACCAACAAAAGCCAACUGAAACAACGGACAUCUUCGUUAACAGAUGCCGACUGCUAGCAAAGAAAUGCGACUUCACUGCCAACGAAGUAAACGAACGCCUCGUUGAGUUACUAAUUGCCAGCACGCCCAUACCCGAACUACAAAAGGAACUGUUGAACAAACCAAAGGGUUACAAAAUCGAAGAGGCUGUUAAAUUAGCCCGUUCUCAUGAAGCAUCAGCAAUAUAUGUCAACCAACUCCAGCAGCUACAGGGACCACCACAGAUAGCCACAAUAAACCAUGGUACACACCAACAGCAAGGAAGUGACAGAAAAUACGGACAGGUUUGCAAAAAUUGUGGACGCAACCACCGUUUUGGCAAAGAACACUGCCGUGCCAAGAACGACACAUGCAACACAUGUGGCAAAGUAGGCCACUGGGCUACAGUCUGCAUCUCAGGGAAACAUAACACCAAGAGACGACAAGGGAAAACCUGGUCUAAUGGUCGUAACCAGUCGAGACACCCACAACAGGAGUUUGGCAGGAAAGUCGACAGCGUCCGCCAAACAAAAAACGACCAAGUCAUGACUGACAUAGACACAGCGAUGGAAAACCUCACCUUUAGCUCCAUCGAAACCAACAGUGGAAAUCAUCAAAUAUGA
Acanthosepion pharaonis is the source of this 936-nucleotide messenger RNA. The record is from the annotation of a GenBank genome assembly. Lineage: Eukaryota; Metazoa; Mollusca; Cephalopoda; Sepiida; Sepiidae.